This is a messenger RNA of Erigeron canadensis, 1959 nucleotides long. RefSeq names its product polyphenol oxidase I, chloroplastic-like. The record is from RefSeq and is a predicted model, not a curated record. The coding region runs from base 34 to 1842 and encodes 602 amino acids. The transcript has a single exon. Gene Ontology annotation, molecular function: catechol oxidase activity. Gene Ontology annotation, biological process: pigment biosynthetic process. Lineage: Eukaryota; Viridiplantae; Streptophyta; Magnoliopsida; Asterales; Asteraceae.
AGAUCACACCGGCCUAACUUUCUUUGAUACAUCAUGUCUUGUUUACUACUCACCUCUUCAUUUACUACUACUACUCAUUCCAAGCCAAACACUUUCAAGACUCGAACCAAUAAAAACCGAGGGUUACGAGUCUCGUGUAACAAAACACCGACAAAUGAUGAUAACCAAAUCAUACUCCCCGAAACUCAAAAACUUAUCAUGCCAAAUGUAGUAGACCGAAGGGAUCUCCUUGUGGGUCUCGGCGGUCUCUGCACCGCCGGGAACUUAUCUUCCUUGUCAUCGGCAUUAGCUAUUCCAAUUUCAACUCCUGAUGAUAUCACGUCCAAGUGUCAGGACGCGAGCAUCAAGAGUAAAGGGGAUAUAAAAAGGACACUAAAAUGUUGUCCUCCUAGCCUUGGGAAGACGGUUAAACCUUUUGAGUUUCCAAAAGGAGAAACGGUGAGAAUGAGAUGGCCGGCUCACGAAGGGACUAACGAGCAAGUCGACAAGUACAAAAAAGCCAUUCAAGCUAUGCGGGCCCUCCCAGACGACCACCCGCAUAGCUUCAAACAACAAGCUUCUAUUCAUUGUGCUUAUUGUAACGGAGGUUACACUCAAGUCGUCGGUAACGGGUUUCCUGAUAUCAAAAUUGAUGUUCAUAAUUCCUGGCUCUUCUUUCCUUUCCAUCGUUGGUACUUGUACUUUUACGAAAGAAUCCUGGGAAAGUUAAUUGACGAUCCCACCUUCGCGUUACCUUACUGGAAUUGGGACGAUCCAUCUGGGAUGCAAAUUCCAAAAAUGUUUUUAUUUGAUGAAAAUGAAAACAAUCCCCUAUAUGACGAUUUCCGUGACAAGCGUCAUCAGCCUCCACAACUAGUCAACUUAGCAUUGAAGCCGAAUCAAGACAAGGAUCUCAGUAAUGAUCAAGAAAAGUGCAAUCUCUUCACAGUGUACCGUGAUUUGGUUAGUAAUGCCAACAAUGAAAUCGAUUUUUUUGGAGGUAAGUAUGUAGCUGGAGCAGGGCCUAACGAUCCGAAGCCAUCAACCGGAUCUGUGGAACGUAGUUCACACACUGCGGUACAUCUAUGGGUAGGCGACUCAAGCCUACCUAAUAGAGAAGAUAUGGGUAACUUCUAUUCCGCGGGUUACGACCCGUUGUUUUAUGUGCAUCAUGCUAAUGUCGACCGUAUGUGGAAGCUAUGGAAGGAUUUACGGCCCGGUGAAAAUGUAGAACCAACUGACAACGAUUGGUUAAAUGCUUCGUACGUGUUUUAUGACGAGAAUCAAGACGUUGUACGAGUUUAUAACAAAGACUCGGUUGAUAUAAGGAAGCUGAAGUUUGAUUAUGCAAAAUCUGAUAUUAAUAAGGUCGCGUGGAGAAAGAGUCGACCCCGGAGACGUGAUACAAAUGAACAAGCUCCUUCUCUCCCAGUUGUGAAAUCCGUAAACGAGGAGACGUUCCCUGUUAAGCUCGACAAGAUCUUGAAGUAUCGUGUCACGAGGCCAAAAAGGACAAAUGACCAGAAGGCGGCUGAUUGCAAAGAGCUUUUGUCGAUUAAUGGGAUAAAAUACAGGGGUGAUAAGUUUGUGAAAUUUGAUGUGUUUGUGAAUGACAAGGUUAACACUAAGGACGACAAAUUGCCCACGCCUUGCGACCCUGAAUACGCGGGUGGGUUUGCUCAGGUUCCACAUUGCGAGAGUGUAAUGUUCAUGGUUAGUGCAGCGAGGUUCGGGCUGGACGAGCUGUUGGAAGACACAAACACUAAAGGGGAAGAGUAUGUUGUGGUUGCAUUGGUGCCAAGGACUGGAACUGAAGAUCUCACCGUUGGGGAAAUCAAGAUCGAGUUGUGUCCAGUUGUGUGAUCGAAACUAAUAAUAAUUGUUGUAGUAAUGAAUAUUAUCGAUUAAUUAGUGUGUGUUUUGUGUAACCAUAAUAUCUGUAUUGUGUUGCAAGGUUUUCGUUAAUGUUGGGUUGAUUAA